CCCAGUCAGCACACCAAGUCACCAACAAUCACACAAAGCUUUUCCUUCUUCUUCUUCUUCUUCUUCCUCUUCUCCUCUCAUAACACAUUCAUUCCACUUCAAUUUCAAUCCCACAGACACUUCUUCAGAAACCAAAAUCUUCACAAAACAAAAAUGACCAAACCCCAAUUAACUAACUAACUAACCUUUCAUUUCCCAUGGCCUCAAUCUCAGGCAUUUGCUCAUCCUCCCCAACUCUCAACCACCAAAACCACUCCACCCCAAAACGACGUCGCACCCCUCUCCCCUCAUUCCCCUCCCGCCCCAAACCCUUCCCCCCUCGCUCCCUCGCGCGUGAGGCUCCCGCGCAACUCUCCUCGAUAACAAAACCGCACCACGCGGGACUUGAGAAGGACUCACGCGCCCUAUGGCACCGUUACGUGGAGUGGCUUUACCAGCACAAGGAGCUCGGCCUCUACCUGGACGUCAGCCGGGUCGGGUUCACCGACGAGUUCGUCCGCGAAAUGGAGCCCGGCUUCCAGGCGGCGCUCCGUGCCAUGGAGGACCUCGAGAAGGGCGCCAUCGCGAACCCUGAUGAGGGACGCAUGGUUGGCCACUACUGGCUCAGGGACUCCUCGCGGGCGCCCACCGCGUUCCUCAAAACGCAGAUUGAUAACACGCUCGACGCCAUUUGCAGCUUCGCGAACGACGUCGUCAGCGGUAAGAUUAAGCCGCCGUCGUCGCCGGAGGGGAGGUUUACGCAGAUACUUUCGGUUGGGAUCGGAGGCUCCGCACUUGGACCGCAGUUUGUGGCGGAGGCGCUGGCUCCGGAUAAUCCUCCACUCAAGAUAAGAUUUAUUGACAACACGGAUCCUGCUGGAAUUGAUCAUCAAAUUGCACAACUUGGGCCUGAACUAGCUUCGACACUUGUACUAGUAAUUUCGAAGAGUGGUGGUACCCCAGAGACUAGAAAUGGCUUGCUAGAAGUGCAGAAAGCUUUCCGUGAAGCUGGAUUGAAUUUCCCAAAACAGGGUGUUGCUAUAACACAAGAAAAUUCUCUGUUGGAUAACACUGCAAGAAUCGAGGGCUGGUUAGCUAGAUUUCCCAUGUUUGACUGGGUGGGAGGUAGAACAUCAGAGAUGUCUGCGGUUGGCCUGCUUCCAGCAGCCCUUCAGAGCAUUGACAUCAGAGAAAUGCUUGCUGGUGCGGCAUUAAUGGAUGAGGCAAAUAGAAGUACUGUGAUAAGGAAUAAUCCUGCAGCUUUGCUGGCUUUAUGUUGGUAUUGGGCUACAGAUGGUGUAGGAUCAAAAGAUAUGGUUAUCCUUCCAUAUAAGGACAGCUUGUUAUUAUUUAGUCGAUACUUGCAACAAUUGGUCAUGGAAUCUCUUGGCAAGGAGUUUGACUUGGAUGGUAAUCGGGUUAACCAAGGAAUUAGUGUCUAUGGAAAUAAAGGAAGCACGGAUCAGCAUGCCUAUAUUCAGCAACUGAGGGAAGGUGUGCACAAUUUUUUUGUGACAUUCAUUGAGGUGCUACGCGAUAGACCACCUGGUCACGAUUGGGAGCUUGAACCAGGUGUCACAUGUGGUGACUACCUGUUUGGUAUGCUACAGGGAACAAGGUCAGCCCUGUAUGCCAAUAACCGUGAAUCCCUCACAGUCACGGUGCAAGAAGUGAACCCCAGAUCAGUUGGGGCCCUAAUAGCCCUUUAUGAACGGGCUGUUGGAAUAUAUGCCUCGAUUGUUAACAUAAACGCGUAUCACCAACCUGGUGUGGAAGCUGGUAAGAAAGCUGCAGGAGAAGUAUUAGCACUUCAGAAGCGGGUAUUGGCAGUGCUAAAUGAAGCUAGCUGCAAGGAACCUGUCGAACCAUUAACACUUGAAGAAGUCGCUGACCGUUGCCAUGCCCCAGAAGAUAUUGAAAUGAUUUACAAGAUUAUUGCUCAUAUGGCUGCCAACGAUAGAGCACUAAUUGCUGAAGGUAACUGUGGUUCUCCACGGAGCAUUAAGGUUUUUCUUGGGGAGUGUAAUCUUGAUGAACUGUACGCAUGAGUUAGACUAACGAAAUCCUCAUUCAUAACGAUGUGUGUGAAUACCCAUCAAAAAGCAAUAAAUUGUUUUGGUUGUUGGAUCUCUCCAUCUGCAAUGAAGAUAAUUUUUUUUUUCAA
Vigna angularis (adzuki bean) is the source of this 2143-nucleotide messenger RNA. Its product is annotated as glucose-6-phosphate isomerase 1, chloroplastic. The transcript has 14 exons. Gene Ontology annotation, molecular function: carbohydrate derivative binding; monosaccharide binding; glucose-6-phosphate isomerase activity. Gene Ontology annotation, biological process: glycolytic process; gluconeogenesis; glucose 6-phosphate metabolic process. Gene Ontology annotation, cellular component: cytosol. The record is from RefSeq and is a predicted model, not a curated record. NCBI's taxonomy places the organism in Eukaryota, Viridiplantae, Streptophyta, Magnoliopsida, Fabales, Fabaceae. Bases 198 to 2027 code for a protein of 609 amino acids.